Molecule: messenger RNA, 3789 nt
Organism: Lacerta agilis (Sand lizard)
Lineage: Eukaryota; Metazoa; Chordata; Lepidosauria; Squamata; Lacertidae
Gene: PTK2B
Product: protein tyrosine kinase 2 beta
Exons: 30
Coding region: 44-3106 (1020 amino acids)
Biological process (GO): protein phosphorylation; signal complex assembly
Cellular component (GO): cytoskeleton; focal adhesion
Molecular function (GO): protein tyrosine kinase activity; ATP binding
Source: RefSeq, a predicted model, not a curated record
UGAUGUUCCAGCUUUAGCUACCCCACUGCCGCCGCUGCUCAAAAUGAUGUCCGGACUGCCGGAGGCCCUGAGCCGGCUGAGGGCGAACUCUCUGCGCAGCUGUUUCAGCCUGGCGGGGCCCUCGGAGUCCACCAUGGUGGCCGUGCCCAUCGACAUCGACAAGGACGAGGUCCGUAUCCUCAAGGUCUGCUUCCACAGCAACAGCUUCAACAUGGGGAAGAACUUCAAGCUGGUGAAAUGUACCGUCAUGACCGAGAUCAGGGAAGUGAUCAAGUCGAUCCUGCAGAGCGGGAGGAUUGGCCCGGACAUCCAGCUCGCCGAGUGCUAUGGAUUACGCCUGAAGCACGUGAAAUCGGACGAGAUCCACUGGCUCCAUCCGGACCUGACGGUGGGCGAAGUCCAGGACAAGUAUGAGUGUCUGCACAUUGAAGCCGAGUGGAGGUAUGACCUACAGAUCCGCUACCUCCCGGAGGACUACGUAGAACGCUUCCAAGAGGACCGGACGACGCUUCUGUAUUUCUACCAGCAGCUCCGGAGCGAGUACAUGCAGCUGUACGCUAGCAAAGUGAGCGAGGGCAUGGCCCUUCAGCUGGGCUGCCUGGAGCUCAGGAGGUUCUACAAGGACAUGCCUCACAACGCUCUGGACAAGAAAUCCAACUUCGAGUUCCUAGAGAAGGAAGUGGGUCUGGAUCUGUUCUUCCCAAGGCAGAUGCAGGAGAAUCUGAAGCCCAAGCAGUUCCGCAAGAUGAUCCAGCAGACCUUCCAGCAGUACGCCCUCCUGCGGGAGGACGAGUGCAUCUUGAAGUUCCUCAGCACUCUCUCCACCAUCGCCAACAUUGACCAGGAAAGCUACCGCUGCGACCUGAUUCAAGGAUGGAGCAUCACAGUAGACCUGGUGAUUGGGCCGAAGGGCAUACGGCAAAUGACCAGCAAAGAAGCAAAGCCCACGUGCCUGGCCGAGUUCAAGCAUAUCAAAUCCAUAAAGUGUUCAGCCGCAGAGGAAGGCAAAGCUCUCUUGCAGCUGGGGCUUACGGGGAACCCCCAGUCCUUGGCGAUCAAAACAGCCUCUCUUGCCGAGGCGGAGAACAUGGCGGACUUGAUCGACGGCUACUGCAGGCUGCAGGGUGGCUUGGACACGUCGCUCAUCGUCCGUCCCAACAGAGAGAACGAUAAGAGGAUCAGCCUGCCCCAGGUCCCAGUACAGCACAUAGAGGAGAGGAGGUCCACGCUGAGAGAGAGCUUCAGUGGGGAUUCUGAUAUUUAUGCCGAGAUUCCAGACGAAGCCUCCCGGCCAAAAUCUGGAGCUCAACAGUUUGUGAUCUCCCGGGAAGAUGUCGUCCUGGGACGGAUCCUAGGAGAGGGUUUCUUCGGCGAGGUCUACGAGGGCGUUUACACCAACGAGAGCGGAGAGCGGGUCAGUGUGGCCGUCAAGACCUGCAAGAAGGACUGUACAGCUGAGAACAAGGAGAAGUUCAUGAGCGAAGCAGUGCUGAUGAAGAAGAUGGACCACCCGCACAUUGUGAAGCUCAUUGGCAUCACCGAGGAGGAGCCCACCUGGAUUGUGAUGGAGCUCUACCCUUACGGAGAGCUGGGACGCUACCUUGAGCAGAACAAGGCGUCGAUGAAGGUGCAGACCCUUAUCCACUACACCUUGCAGCUUGGCAAAGCCAUGGCCUACCUGGAAGCCAUCAACUGUGUGCACAGGGACAUUGCUGUCCGGAAUGUCCUGGUGGCUUCUCACGAGUGCGUCAAACUGGGAGAUUUCGGCCUCUCCAGAUACAUUGAGGAUGACGAGUAUUACAAAGCCUCCGUGACUCGCCUGCCCAUCAAGUGGAUGGCCCCAGAGUCCAUCAACUUCCGCCGAUUCACCUCUGCCAGCGACGUGUGGAUGUUCGCCGUCUGCAUGUGGGAAAUCCUCAGCUACGGGAAGCAGCCCUUCUUCUGGCUGGAGAACAAGGACGUGAUCGCGGUGCUUGAGAAGGGCGACCGCUUGCCCAAGCCGGACGCCUGCCCCCCCAUCCUCUACGCUCUGAUGACCCGCUGCUGGGAUUAUGACCCCAGCGACAGGCCCAAGUUCAAAGAGCUGGUCUGCAGCUUGAGUGACGUUUACCAGAUGGAGAAAGAGAUUGCACGGGAGCAAGAGAGGAACAGCCGCCACCGGCCCCCCAAAAUCAUGGAGCCCCCCUCUUCGCAGGAGCCCCCUCCAAAGCCAAGCAGACCAAAGUACAAGCCGCCCCCUCAGACCAACCUGCUGGCCCCCAAACUGCAAUUCCAGGUGCCCGAGGGUCUGUGUGCCAGCUCGCCAACGCUCACCAGCCCCAUCGAGUACCCAUCUCCCGUCAACUCCUUGCACACACCGCCGCUCAACAGGCACAACGUCUUCAAGCGCCACAGCAUGAGGGAGGAGGACUUCCUGAGGCCCAGCAGCCGGGAAGAAGCCCAGAAGCUCUGGGAGAUGGAACGGGCCAAAAUGAGGCAGCUCCUGGACAAGCAGCAGAAGCAGAUGGCGGAGGACUACCAGUGGUUGCGGCAGGAGGAGAAGGCCCUGGACCCCAUGGCGUCUGUGAACAGCCACACCUUCCCCCCAAAACUCCCAGAGAAGGAGGCAGGAUACACUGAGUUCACAGGGCCACCCAGGAAGCCGCCCAGACUUGGACCUCAGUUCUCGCUUCAGCCAACCCCCACGGCCAACCUGGACCGGACGGAUGACACCGUGUACAGUGACGUCAUGGACCUGGUGAAGGCUGUUCUGAAGCUGAAGAACGAGGUCAGCAACCACCCGCCAGAACGCUACAUCCUGGUUGUGAAGGAUGUGGGCCUCUCUCUUCGGAAGCUCAUCGGGAGCGUGGAUGAAGUCCUCCCGGCUCUGCCUGCCUCUUCACGGACUGAGAUUGAAGGCACCCAGAAGCUCCUCAACAAGGACCUUGCCGAACUGAUCAACAAGAUGCGCUUGGCUCAGCAGAACGCCAUGACGUCCCUGAGCGACGAGUGUAAGCGCCAGAUGUUGGCCGCCUCGCACACUCUGGCCGUGGAUGCCAAGAACCUCCUGGACGCUGUGGACCAAGCCAGGAUGAGAGCCAACCUAGUGAAGGUCUCCUUUGAGUGACCCAGAGGGCUGGCUUUCUUUUUAAAAGAUGAAUGAAUAAGUAGCCCCCCCCCCUCCAAGCUUCCCUGCUCUGUCUCCACCUCUGCCCUGCCGCAACACGCUCGUGUCUUCGAUUUCGUCGCGUCCGUCUUCCGAGAACGAAGGAGAAGAGACUCUGGGGGAGAGCCGUCUGCGUGCGAGGCAGGGAAGGGACUUGCCUUCCUCUGCCUUGUAGAUCAUGCUGCUAAGGGGGGGGUGCAGGACCCCGGUUCUAGGGGGGGUGGCAGUUCAGACCUGUCAAGGGGUCCUGGGCCUGCACCAGUAGGGUCCCGUGCGUGUAGGUGUGCAGGCGUCGCUGUGUACAGUCUGGUUUCUUUGCCGGUAUCUCUGGCGCCGAGGUGUCUCAAUGGUGAAGGGGGUCAAAGGCGGGGAGAAGUGGGGCGACCCAUGAACCUCACUGCCACCGUUCUCCGGAUAAGCCAGAGGAACAGUGGCAGGCCAGGCCACUUCCGGGUUUCUCCCGAGGGUCCCGAAGACCCAGUUCUGGGAGGAAAAGCUUGCUAGGACACCUUGCGUCACUUCGAUGAGAGACAUUCUCAAGGUGAGCCUUACAGGAGGCUGUCUCGUGUCUUUGUACAUUGUAUAGGAACAUUUAUUUAAUGGCCAUGUACGAGAACUGUAUGUGCAACCUCCCACCCUAGGGG